AUAUAAAUACAACCCCGACACCACCACCACUGUACUCUGCACCCAUUCUCACAACAACAACAAAUUACAUCCAUGGCUAUCUCAACCAUGCUCCUCUUUCUCUUUCUCUUCUUUACCUUUGUAUCUUCCUCUUCUCCGAACCCAGAACGAACCCAUCUCAAUACCUCUUCUUUUUCCUUCUCUUUCCCUCUCAGGUCUCUCCCUGCCUCUUCUCCCUCGAAGCCCUCUUCUCCUUUUCGCUCUUCUUUUGUCGCGCAAACCAAACAGCCCUCUUACAACUACAGAUCAUCUUUCAAGUACUCCAUGGCCUUGAUUGUUUCUUUACCAAUAGGGACACCUCCGCAGACCCAACAGAUGGUUUUAGACACUGGUUCCCAGCUUUCUUGGAUUCAGUGCCAUAAAAAAUCUGUCCCUAAGAAACCGCCUCCAACGACGUCGUUUGAUCCUUCUCUUUCCUCUUCUUUCUCUGUUUUGCCGUGCAAUCACCCGCUUUGCAAGCCUCGAAUUCCCGAUUUUACCCUCCCUACUACUUGCGACCAGAACCGUUUAUGUCACUAUUCUUAUUUCUAUGCUGAUGGCACUUACGCUGAGGGUAGUCUCGUCAGAGAAAAAAUCACUUUCUCUUCUUCCCAAAGUACUCCGCCUUUAAUCCUCGGUUGUGCUGAGGCCUCCACUGACGAGAAGGGUAUUUUGGGUAUGAAUCUUGGGCGGCGUUCAUUUGCUUCUCAAGCUAAAAUUUCCAAAUUCUCAUAUUGCGUGCCAACAAGGCAAGCUCGGGCCGGGUUGUCAUCAACCGGGUCGUUUUACUUGGGCAACAAUCCAAAUUCGGGUCGGUUUCAAUAUAUUAAUCUUUUGACUUUUACUCCAAGUCAACGCUCACCCAAUUUGGACCCUUUGGCUUACACAAUUCCUAUGCAAGGAAUUAGAAUGGGCAACGCGAGAUUGAAUAUUUCGGCUACGCUCUUCAGACCCGACCCGAGUGGUGCGGGUCAAACAAUAAUUGACUCAGGGUCCGAAUUCACUUACUUGGUGGAUGAGGCGUACAAUAAAGUACGAGAAGAAGUAGUGAGACUGGUGGGCCCAAAGUUAAAGAAGGGAUACGUGUACGGUGGAGUGUCAGACAUGUGUUUUGAUGGAAAUCCAAUGGAGAUCGGACGGCUGAUAGGGAAUAUGGUGUUUGAAUUCGAGAAGGGAGUGGAAAUAGUGAUUGAUAAAUGGAGAGUAUUAGCUGAUGUUGGGGGUGGGGUCCAUUGCAUUGGAAUCGGGCGGUCAGAAAUGUUAGGAGCAGCGAGUAAUAUAAUCGGGAAUUUUCAUCAACAAAAUCUAUGGGUGGAAUAUGAUCUAGCCAAUCGCAGAAUAGGGCUAGGUAAGGCCGAUUGUAGCAGAUCAGUAUAAAGGGAGACACCCUCUAUAUUAAGGACAUGUGGCCAGGAGAAUUAAGUCAAGAUAUUUAAUGUAGAAGACUGUACAAAAGAGAGAGAGAGAAAAGAAAAAUCUCAAGCAAGGACUACAUUGUUGUGGUUGGCAGUGAUCGAGUACAAUGGCCCAUAUGAUAACUAACAUAAGCAGUAAGCACGUCGAUGAUGGUUGGUGUGGUGCGGAGAGUGUAAGUAAGUUUCACGGGAAACGGUGUUUGCUGUGGUAACAUGUGAUCAUUUUUGUGUUAAUAAUAGAAAUAUUAUAUAAUAAUGCGAAUGUAAUGUAAAGAUAUUUGUAUCUGUACUUUUAUGUGUAUGAAUACAGCCCCUACCCUAAAAUUUAUAUAAAUUGUUACUUUAGAGAUUGUAAUAUA
Molecule: messenger RNA, 1792 nt
Organism: Ricinus communis (castor bean)
Lineage: Eukaryota; Viridiplantae; Streptophyta; Magnoliopsida; Malpighiales; Euphorbiaceae
Product: aspartic proteinase PCS1
Exons: 1
Coding region: 73-1395 (440 amino acids)
Biological process (GO): proteolysis
Molecular function (GO): aspartic-type endopeptidase activity
Source: RefSeq, a predicted model, not a curated record